AGUGGUGAGGAUGUCUACAUUAACCCUCGGCUGAAGUGAUCAUAAAGCGUCAAUGUGGCAUGAGAUAAAGUACGAACCUUGCUUAAGGUGGAGUGUCAAAACUCUUCCCUGAUUGGUACAUACAUUACGCUUAGUAACGACUCAGAUAUCCAGUCCUGUUGCAGACAGUUCCCUGGAAGUACUCUUCGCAAGCAAAGUGGAAAAUACCAGGAGUCUCACGUAACGAUCAUCACGAUGAACAACACCACAUUUCCGUUCGUCGACAACAUGACGAAUGGCCAGGACCAAGAUAUAGGUCCUCCGCCAAACCUAAAGCAAUCCGUCCCUGUAACCGUCGUGUUCGUCAGCUGUUUCUCUCUCAUAUUCCUUCUAAGUCUAGCCGGCAAUGUCUUAGUCUGUUUGGUGGUUGUCAAAGAUCGUAGUUUGAGAAACGUCACCAACUAUUUUGUUGUCAACCUGGCCAUCAGCGACCUUCUCGUCACCCUGCUGGGCAUGCCGUUGACUCUCGUGAGUGACAUCCUAGUCGGUUGGCGAUUUGGACCAGUAGUUUGUCAGCUGACAACAUUGCAGGGUCUAUCUCUGGCCGCCUCCAUCUUAACACUUGUAGCCAUAGCUGCUGAUAGAUAUAGAGCAGUUCUUUACCCCACCGCACGGAAACUCAAACCAAGCGAGGCUUUUGCGGUCAUUGGCUUCGUUUGGAUGCUCUCUAUCGCCACCAUGGUACCUCACGCUCUGGUCAUGCAGUUGAACCAUUACAUAUGGCGUGAGGAAAUCAUUUCCUUUUGCGUUGAAAGUUGGGGAGAAGGGGGCCGCGAGGCUUACACGGUCACCUUCUUCAGCCUGUACUACAUCCUGCCACUGGUCGUCAUCGCUGUCCUGUACGUACGGAUCAGCCUACGGAUCAGCCAUCAGCCAAACCUCUUCGGCCUCAGCCACAACAAGAACCCGGGCAUCUCUGCGCAGAAGCUGGAGGUCAUCAAGAUGCUGGUGGUUGUCGUGAUCUUGUUCACCGUCUGCUGGAUGCCGUACCACGUGGUCUCGUUUGUCGCUGAUUUUGGAGGUCUGUCUCCCGAGCAGGAGAAAACCCUGCUCGCGUACGCCUAUCCAAUCGUCCGAUGGCUCGGUUACUGCAACAGCUGCAUGAACCCGAUCGUCUACGGCUACUGUAACAAGAACUUCCGCAAGGGGUUCAAGAACGUGUUCAAAGUGUUGCGUCAGGAGAACACCGAUAUCUUAGUCGUGGAACCUGCUACAGAAAUGACCACGCGAAGUGCUCGAAGAGCAAGGAUGUCGGCCCUGGUCAUACCUGUGGACGACGUAGAUGGUUCUCAGUCCCAGGCAAAUAUCAAUAAUCAGCCAGUUACAAGCAGAUGCUAAUUACGUUAGAGGCUUGCUUUUAUCAACGAAAAUUCACAUUCGU
This is a messenger RNA of Branchiostoma floridae (Florida lancelet), 1420 nucleotides long. Its product is annotated as neuropeptide FF receptor 2-like. The transcript is spliced from 5 exons. NCBI's taxonomy places the organism in Eukaryota, Metazoa, Chordata, Leptocardii, Amphioxiformes, Branchiostomatidae. The record is from RefSeq and is a predicted model, not a curated record. Gene Ontology annotation, biological process: G protein-coupled receptor signaling pathway. Gene Ontology annotation, cellular component: membrane. The coding region runs from base 235 to 1377 and encodes 380 amino acids. Gene Ontology annotation, molecular function: neuropeptide Y receptor activity; peptide binding.